UCCCUCUUCUCACACUUACCAGACAAAACCCUAAAAAUAAUAAACCUAAUUUCCUCCCAUAUAAACAAUGGCCAACACCACCAAGCUCAUUUCCAUCAUUUUCAUCCUCUCUCUCCUCACACUUUCACCGGCGUGCAACGCAUGCACCACGCCGGCUCCGGUGACUCCAGCUCCAACUAUAGACAAGUGCCCUAUUGACACCCUUAAAUUAGGGGUAUGUGCUGAUAUUUUAGGGCUAGUCCAUGCAGUUAUAGGAAACCCUCCCUCUGGGCCUAAAUGUUGUGCCCUAAUUAAAGGACUUGCUGAUUUAGAAGCUGCAAUUUGUCUAUGCACUGCUCUUAAGGCUAACAUUCUUGGCAUUAACUUAAAUGUCCCAAUUACUCUUAGUGUUCUUCUUAGUGCUUGCCAAAAGGAUCUUCCUGAUGGAUUCAAAUGUUGAUUAAUUAAUAAGCUAUGAUUUAAUCAUUUUAUUUGCAUUUAUUUAUAUCAUAUUAUAUGCCUAGCUAUUAAUUAGGAAUUAUAAUAAAUUAUAUAUCAAAGUUCAUACAUUGAUAUAUUUAUUUAUAUAGCUAGGUCAUUUAUUUAAGACAGAAAAUUUUAUAAUUAAUUUGCAUGUAUUUGAAUGUAAUAUUUGUUUUUAUUAGUUGUUU
This is a messenger RNA of Amaranthus tricolor (Joseph's coat), 650 nucleotides long. Its product is annotated as 14 kDa proline-rich protein DC2.15-like. The transcript has a single exon. The record is from RefSeq and is a predicted model, not a curated record. Bases 68 to 439 code for a protein of 123 amino acids. Lineage: Eukaryota; Viridiplantae; Streptophyta; Magnoliopsida; Caryophyllales; Amaranthaceae.